CGUGAAAAAUUAGGCCCAUAACCCGAAUAGCUCUUGUAAUUUCCAGUUUAUUCAACCACUGAAGCUUUUCGGGAGCAGCGAUUAACGAAGAGAAGAGAAAGAGAGAUGGGAGGUGGAGAUGGACAUGGCGUGACCUUCAAAGGCAUCACUGUACAUCAACCUAAGCGUUGGCACUCCGUUACCGGAAAAGGAUUGUGUGCCGUCAUGUGGUUUUGGAUUUUAUACCGGGCCAAGAAAGAUGGUCCUGUAGUGUUGGGCUGGAGGCAUCCCUGGGAAGGCCAUGGCCAUGGUCAUGACCAUUAGAUAUGCUGUAGAAGCUGUGGCUGGAUUGUAAACCAAUAUGAUCAAUGCUAAUGUCUUUCUUGGAAAAUUCAGUUGAAUAUCUUUCGAAACAGUUGUGUUUUUUGUUCAAUAAAGAAUCCUAUGAAGUGGAUAAUUGUUUUUGCAUGUCAUUUUUGUUUUAAUUGAGCUGUUUGUCCCAUUGUUUCUGCAGUGUUGUGAACAACUUCUCUGUUUGUAUUUCCAACUUGACAAUAUAGUAAUUUUUUAUACAUAA
Molecule: messenger RNA, 556 nt
Organism: Solanum lycopersicum (tomato)
Lineage: Eukaryota; Viridiplantae; Streptophyta; Magnoliopsida; Solanales; Solanaceae
Product: NADH dehydrogenase [ubiquinone] 1 beta subcomplex subunit 2
Cellular component (GO): mitochondrial inner membrane
Source: RefSeq, a predicted model, not a curated record